CAUGGGUCGGUUGUUACUUGUGGUUGGUUGUUACUUGUCAGGAUGUGCUUCGGUCGUCACGCCAGACGUCAUCGUUAAGUCUCCCGGCGAUGUCGUCUAUGGCGAGUGACGACCGCGCACACGCACACCACCCCAUCGCCGAUCGCCUCUACUGCUCCAUCUCUCUCUUACUCUAUCUAUAUAUACGGAAGCUCGGCCUCUCUCUGUAUCGUGAAGCGCUGAGGAAGUCGAGCUUCUUAUAAAUGGCGCAGCACUUUCUUGUGUUGACCUACCCCGCGCAGGGGCACGUGAAUCCGGCCCUCCACCUCAGCCGUCGCCUGGCGCGAACCACCUCCGCCAGAGUCACCUUCUCCACCUCUAUCUACGGCCACCGCCUCAUGUUCCCAGCAUCCGCCGCCGACGAGAUAGUCGAAGACGGACUCAUCUCCUACCUCCCCUUCUCCGACGGCUACGAUGACGGUUUCGACUCCAACAUCCACUGCCCCUCCGAGGCCUGCGACCGUUUUCGGUCUGCCAGCUCUGCCUCGCUCGCCGCCCUCCUCCGCCGCCUAGACGAGCUCGGCCGCCCCGUUACCUGCAUCAUAUACAACAUGUUCUUUGGGUGGGCCGACGACGUCGCGCGCGGCCACGGCGUCCGCUCCGCCGUCUACUGGAUCCAGUCCGCCGCCGCCUUCGCCAUCUACUACCACUACUUCCACGGCUAUGAGGACCUCAUCAAAACGCAUAGCCAUGACCCGCUCUUCGAGGUCAACUUACCGAGCCUUCCCCCUCUAAAGAUCCGGGACUUGCCUUCGUUCUUCGGCAUCACCAGCGACGAGGACCCCUAUUCGGUGGUGCUCAAACUGUUCGAGCAAUUGUUCCAGGUGCUCGACAGGGAAGAAGCUGAUUCGGCGGCGACAGUGCUGGUGAACACGUUCGGCGAGCUGGAAACGGAGACGCUGGCGGUAUCGGCAGGGAAGGUGAAGCUGAUACCGGUCGGGCCGAUGGUACCGCCGUCGCUUCUGGAGGCCGCAAAGGAUGAGCCAGAGUUCGAUGCGCUAGGCGAUCUGUUCAGGCCGGAUGAAAAGAAGUACAUGGAGUGGCUGGACGCGAAGCCGGAGCGGUCGGUGGUGUACGUGUCGUUCGGGAGCUUGGCGGCCUUCAAGAAGCGGCAGACGGAGGAGUUCGUGCGGUGGUUGCGUGAGAGCGAACGGGCGAGCCUAUGGGUGGUGAGGAAGGAUCACGAGCAGGCGCAGGGGGAGUUGGAGGCGGCCCUGAGGGAAGCAGGGGCGGAGGGGAUGGUGGUGGAGUGGUGUGCGCAGGGGAGAGUGCUGUCGCAUCCGGCGGUGGGGUGCUUCGUGACGCACUGCGGGUGGAACUCGACGCUGGAGAGCCUCGUGUGCGGCGUGCCCACGGUGGGGGUGCCGCAGUGGACGGACCAGGGAACAAACGCGCGAUUGAUGGAGAUCUGGGGCGCCGGCGUCAGGGCUGAGUCAGACGCGGAGGGCGUGGUCACGGCGGAGGAGCUGAGGAGGUGCGUGGAGAUCGCGAUGGGAGGCGGCGGGGCGGCGGGGAUGAGGAGGAGCGCGGAGAUGUGGAAGCAUAAGGCGCGGGAGGCCGUAGCGGAAGGUGGGUCGUCCGAUCGCAAUCUAAGGGCCUUCGUUGCGGCGGCCUCCCAAUAAUUGGAGUUGGGUAGAGAGCUUGUGACAUCUUUCCUAUCCAAUGAGAAGCAGAGUGACAAACAAAGCAACCAUCACAUCCUGUCCUGCCCCACUCUCUCUUCUGUCUCGGCUGCAUCACAAUUUGUUUUAGAACAGGAAAUAGAGUUUUUAGCCAUUAAAAAAUCGAGUUUCAAGCGGGAGAGGAGCGGUAGAACCUGUGCUUGCGUCAGCCGAUAUAAGGAACAAGCAAUUCCUAUUAAUUAAGGAAUGAAAUGCUCAUUUUCCGUA
Messenger RNA from Zingiber officinale, 1928 nucleotides. Its product is annotated as UDP-glycosyltransferase 75C1-like. Bases 243 to 1661 code for a protein of 472 amino acids. The transcript has a single exon. NCBI's taxonomy places the organism in Eukaryota, Viridiplantae, Streptophyta, Magnoliopsida, Zingiberales, Zingiberaceae. The record is from RefSeq and is a predicted model, not a curated record. Gene Ontology annotation, molecular function: UDP-glycosyltransferase activity.